GAACGCUAUCAUUUCUCAGAGUGAUAUUACGAUUCGGCAAAAUUUGGGCAAGACUAAAAUGAUCAUAUACAUGCUUGAUAGACGCCUGAUAAGAGGCCAAUUAUCUUUAUAUGAUCGUUGAUAGCAUUGCCUGAAAAUCCGAAGAGUUCCUUGUAAGCCGAUAAGGCCCCAACAAUGUGCAGCUAUAUAAGACUUGCCCACUGGGAGGCAGGGCCCAGUGAAAGGGAAAGUGCCAAAGAAAAUGAAAUACCACAGUAUUACCACAACGGGAGUAUUGAUCUGUUGCCUCAUGGUGCAGAUCGAUGGCCAUGGCAUGAUGUUGAGUCCCGUGGCGCGUUCAUCACGCUGGCGUUACGACUCCUCGGCGCCGACAAACUACGAUGACAAUGCGCUCUACUGCGGCGGCUUUUGGAAACAAACGGAAAACGACGGCCAGUGCGGCUUGUGCGGCGACGACUACAGCCUGAGCGCGCCCAGAGCUAACGAAUUGGGCGGUAAAUAUGGUGCCGGGGUCAUAGUGAAGAGCUACAACGGCGCCAGCUCGAUUGAGGUAAAUGUGCUCAUUACCGCCAAUCAUCUUGGCCACUUCAGCUUCCAUCUGUGCAGCCUGGAUGAGCAUGGCAGCGAGUCGGAGCAGUGCUUUGAUAAGUAUCCGCUGCAGUUUGCCGAUGGCAGCCGCAAGUACUACAUUAGCUCCAAGACCGGCAGCUUCGAUGUGACCUUAAAAUUGCCCAGUGGGGUCAGCUGCCAGCAUUGCGUGCUCCGUUGGACCUACACGGCGGGCAACAACUGGGGCGUUUGUGAGGAUGGCAGCGGUGCUAUGGGCUGUGGUGCUCAGGAAACCUUCAAGAAUUGUGCGGAUAUCAGCAUUGUGGCCUCAGCCCGGGGCCUGUUGGAGGCCUCUGCGCUGGCUGAGUUGCCUGUGCCGGUCGAGGAGGUGAUUGCAUAA
Drosophila virilis is the source of this 949-nucleotide messenger RNA. RefSeq lists its product as uncharacterized. NCBI's taxonomy places the organism in Eukaryota, Metazoa, Arthropoda, Insecta, Diptera, Drosophilidae. The record is from RefSeq and is a predicted model, not a curated record.